AUGUCAAAAAGGAAAAUAUUGUUUUUUUUUUUUUGAAAGAGAAAAUAUCGUUGCAAUAUUCCUGUCUUCUGCGAAACGAGUAACGUGGUUGACCCUUUCCCUCGUUUUAUCUGAAUCCGAGGAGUGAAUGGAGAAGAAGAAUCAAAAUCCUCGACCUCCUACUCCGAUGCCCUAAGCGUGAACCGAGGCCGCCGCCAAGCUAUCAGGACCCGGAUCUCUAACCAGUAUAUUGCAAGGUACAAGUGUCACAAAAUUGUUCAGAACGAAUGAGCGUAUUGUUUGUAUGAAUGAUGUUUGAAGCCUCUCUACAAGCUGACAUGUCAAAUAAAAUGGCAUCAACUAUUUUGAAGAUGGUGAACAGUACUUUAGACUGGGUGACAUUGGCUUUAGAUGCCCCCUCAGCUCGAGCUGUUGUUUUUGGAGUGCAUAUUGGCGGACAUUUAUUUGUGGAAGUUCUUCUUCUGGUGGUCAUCCUUUUUCUACUUUCCCAAAAAAGUUACAAGCCCCCUAAGCGGCCUUUAACGAAUAAGGAAAUAGAUGAGCUAUGUGAGGAAUGGGUUCCGGAACCUCUUAUUCCUCCUAUCACAGAAGAGAUGCAGUUGGAGCCUCCAGUGUUGGAAAGUGCCGCAGGACCACAUGCAAUAAUCAAUGGAAAAGACGUAGUGAAUUUUGCUUCAGCAAAUUAUCUUGGAUUAAUAGGACACAAGAAGUUACUUGACUCAUGUACCUCUGCGUUGGAAAAAUAUGGUGUUGGUUCCUGUGGUCCUCGUGGUUUCUAUGGAACAAUUGAUGUCCACCUCGAUUGUGAGGCGCGAAUUGCGAAGUUUCUGGGAACUCCUGAUUCAAUCCUUUAUUCUUAUGGGCUGUCCACCAUGUUCAGUGCAAUUCCAGCUUUUUGCAAAAAAGGAGAUGUGGUUGUUGUGGAUGAGGGAGUGCAUUGGGGAAUACAAAAUGGUCUGUAUCUUUCUAGAAGCACAAUUGUAUAUUUCAAGCACAAUGAUAUGGAAUCUUUAAGAAGUACUUUGGAGAAAAUCACUGCUGAGAAUAAACGGGCUAAAAAGUUGAGGCGCUACAUUGUGGUUGAAGCUGUGUAUCAGAAUUCUGGCCAAAUAGCCCCACUAGAUGAGAUCAUUCGACUGAAGGAGAAAUAUUUUUUUCGUGUUUUAUUGGAUGAGAGCAACUCACUUGGUGUGCUUGGGAAAACUGGUAGAGGUCUGACUGAAUACUCUGGAGUUCCGGUUGGAAAAAUAGAUAUUAUUACUGCUGCAAUGGGACAUGCAUUAGCCACAGAAGGAGGAUUCUGCACUGGAAGUGCAAGGGUCAUUGAUCACCAACGACUAAGCAGUUCUGGAUAUGUCUUUUCUGCUUCAUUGCCCCCAUAUCUUGCUAGUGCUGCCGUUACUGCCAUUGAUGUUCUGGAGGAAAACCCUGAUUUAAUAAAGAAGCUGAAAGAAAACAUUGCUUUAUUAUGGAAAGGAUUAUCUGGCAUAACUGGGCUCUCAAUGGCAAGCAAUCCAGAAUCACCCAUUGUUUUUCUCAAAUUAGAUAAGUCAACAGGUUCUGUGAAAACUGAUUUACAUCUGCUUGAAGAUAUUACUGACCGUAUGUUGAAGGAAGACUCUGUAUUUGUAGUCACCUCUAAGAGAUCGACACUUGAUAAAUGCCGUUUGCCUGUAGGAAUUAGAUUGUUCGUUUCUGCUGCCCAUUCGGAAUCUGAUCUGGUUAAGGCAUCUGAAUCAUUGAAAAGGGUUGCAGAAUUGGUGCUGAAGGAUCAUUCUUGAAAUGUUCUCUAGUGUAUCUCUCUCCAUCUCUCUCACUGUGAUUCUGUUUGCCCCCCAACAACCAAGUUUCUUCAUAAGGGCCUCUGUUGGUUGAACAAUUUUGUAAUGCGGGCAGGCUGACAUAGAAAAGGCCUCCUGUUGUUGAUAAUCUAUGUAAUAUCCUUGUGUGUUUAUCUUAGAUUUGCAUUUUUUUUUUUUUCUUUUAAUGUUGCCCUUUCGAGAUAUGAGCAAGGUUUACAUAAACUCAAAAGUCUUAGAACGCUUGGAGUCUUGCUAUUUAUAUAGUGCAUCAGGUGCUGGGAGAUUUUUUCAUUGCUACAA
Ziziphus jujuba (common jujube) is the source of this 2102-nucleotide messenger RNA. Its product is annotated as long chain base biosynthesis protein 1. Bases 288 to 1781 code for a protein of 497 amino acids. Gene Ontology annotation, cellular component: endoplasmic reticulum. The transcript has 13 exons. NCBI's taxonomy places the organism in Eukaryota, Viridiplantae, Streptophyta, Magnoliopsida, Rosales, Rhamnaceae. Gene Ontology annotation, molecular function: pyridoxal phosphate binding; serine C-palmitoyltransferase activity. The record is from RefSeq and is a predicted model, not a curated record. Gene Ontology annotation, biological process: ceramide biosynthetic process; sphingosine biosynthetic process.